GCCGGCGGCUCUUCUUCUGUUGUUGUUCGUCCACUGCUCACUCGGCAUCUCACUAUCACCUCAAGAGGCCAACCAGUUCCUCAGCAGACACAGAAGGGCUAACCAAAUGUUCGAGGAGACAAAAAAGGGUCACUUGGAAAGGGAAUGUGUGGAGGAGAGAUGUUCCAAAGAAGAGGCCAGAGAAGUGUUUGAAAAUGACCCUGAGACUGAAUACUUCUAUCCAAAGUAUGUGGCCUGCUUGGAUAAAUUUGGAGACACAGAAAAAAAGAAACUGGAUCUGAUCACCUGUGUUCACAACAUUCCAGACCAGUGUUCUCCUUCUCCCUGUAAUGACAGAGGCACGGUGCGCUGCGAAGACAAAAAAGGCGACUUCCUGUGUCACUGUUUCACAGGCUGGACGGGAGCCAGGUGUGAGAAAGAUGUCGACGAGUGCAGCAAGAGAAACGGAGGCUGUGAGCACCAGUGCAACAACACCAUGGGCAGUUUCCGCUGCUCCUGUCACCCGGGCUACAUGCUGGUGGGACGUCAAAUGUGUAAUGACGUGGACGAGUGCGUCGACCCGGUCGUGUGCGGAACAGCUCUGUGUGAGAAUACAAACGGCAGCUACAACUGCCUGUGCGACAUUGGCUAUCAGUACGACAACGACACCAAGACCUGUGUGGAUGUGGACGAGUGUGUGACGGGUGUGUGUGCAGAGGAGUGUUUGAACACCCCGGGGAGUUUCCGUUGUUUCUGUGAUGGUCGACAGGGACUGAAGCUGAGCCAGGAUCUCAGGAGUUGUGAGUCCAUCACUCCACGUUUGUCUCCACCUCUGAGGAGGAACUCUCGUUCUCUUUACCUGGGCCGCAUGUUCAGUGGCGUCCCGGUGGUGAGGCUGCGUUUCCGUCGGAGGAUCCAGACCGGCUUUUCAGCAGAAUUUGACUUCCGCACCUAUGACCCUGAGGGGGUGAUUUUCUUUGCUGGAGGUCACCUGAACAGCUCGUGGAUUGUCCUGGCAAUGCAUCAUGGGAAACUGGAGCUGCAGAUAAAGUAUGGCACAGUCAGCAGGGUCACCAGCAGCGGGCCGCUGGUCAACGAUGGCCAGUGGAGAAAGAUCUCUGUGGAGGAGCAGGGUCGCAGCCUCGUGAUUAAGAUCGACAGGGAGGCCGUCAUGAAGAUCGCAGUCAAUGGUGAUCUGUUCACGCUGAAGAAAGGCAUGCAUGAACUCAACCUGACUGUAGGGGGAGUGCCUUUCAGGGAGGACGGCCUGGUCAACCAGGUCAACCCCCGUCUGGACGGCUGUAUGAGGGAGUGGCGCUGGCUGACGGGUGAAGACACUUCAAUACAGGAAACCAUUCAGUCCAACCAGAACAUGCAGUGUUUCAGCACAGAGGAUCCUGGAGCGUUUUACCCUGGCACAGGCUUCGCUCUUUUCAACAUCACCCAAGAACCACAGAACCUGAGCAUCCAUCUGAGCCUGCGCCCCCUCUCUGCAAUCGGAGUCCUGUUUGCACUGGUUUACCAGGACAAAGUUCCUCUUUCGGUCGCUCUGUCCGACUACCAUCCUGACCUGGACGAAUGGGGAGAUUUUGUUCUAGUGUCUUCCGGUGACGUCACUCUGGCCAGCGCUGUUGCUCCUGUGUGUGACGGUGAGAGUCAUGAAAUCGUGGUGACAAUAUCAGGGAACCAGACCCAGGUACUGGUGGACGGCCAACCUGGAAGAAGUGAAGACAACGAAGUUCCCACAGACCUGCUCUACCAGUCCAGCACCUUCAUCGGAGGCCUGCCAGAUGAAGUUCCUCUGGUGUCCAUGCCGGUGUCGGCGCCCUACAGUGGCUGUAUGAAGGUCAGCGUGAACGGACAGCCUCUGGACUUGGACCAGGCCCUCCACAAACACAACAACAUCCACUCCCACUCCUGCCCCCUGCUGGACUCUUACCAGUGACCGCAGUAUCACGCUGCCAAAAACUGAUUCGUGAGUGGUUGAUUGAGGCGAGAAUCGAACAGUAUUUAUAAAAAGAUCUGACCAGUGUUAAGAACCUAAACCAACCAGAGCGCGUUUUUGUGAUGCAGGUGUAGCCGUUAACCCAGGAUCACUCUGUCCUUUUACUGUGACCACACUGCUGCCUAGAGGUGACCUUUCACAGUAUCGUACACCAUCGGUCGUAGGUUAGUUUGCUAGCAAGUGGGUGGCGUCCCAUCUACUAGGCAGAUGAAAUGGCAAUAACUGCUGCACAACGUUGCCUCAGAAAACUGCCCCUGUAUCGCAGCCUUAUCAAACCCACCAGAACACACAUGUCAGAGGCCUGGUCCUGGUCCUGGUCCUGGCGUCCUGUGCUGUGGUUUAGAUCCAGGCUGAAGUGGAGCAAAGUGACUCCUGAGCUGAGGACAUGUAGCCCAUAUUUGACUCGCAUCAAAACUUAAAUAGGUCAAAUUGUAAAAAAAAACAAAACAAAAAUCAA
Molecule: messenger RNA, 2441 nt
Organism: Cynoglossus semilaevis (tongue sole)
Lineage: Eukaryota; Metazoa; Chordata; Actinopteri; Pleuronectiformes; Cynoglossidae
Gene: gas6
Product: growth arrest-specific 6
Exons: 15
Coding region: 107-1924 (605 amino acids)
Cellular component (GO): extracellular region
Molecular function (GO): calcium ion binding
Source: RefSeq, a predicted model, not a curated record